AUGGCUAGAGACUACUGGGUUGAGACUCUCCCAUCUGGACAUCGACGCUUCGUCAAGGCCCCGUUGAAGCGCUCGUACUCGAACCCCCAUGACGCAAGCACUCAGUCCUCCCGCGGUCGCCGGGUCGACUUCCUCGACGUCACGCGGGAGGAGUACAACUCCCUCUUGGCCAGGGAGAGCGCUCUGAACAGGGAGAACGAAACUCUUCGUCGUGAGAACUAUGCGCUCAAGGCCAACUGGAGGACCUGCGACGAAGAUCUACGGAGGCUACAGACCCAUGUGCCCUCUCUGGAGGCUACUGUCCGCAACCUUGAGCACGAGAACCGCGAGCUGAGGAGGGGGUUUGACCACCAUCAUCAUCACCACCGGAGCAGUAGGGACAGCGAAGAUGGGAUGAGGAGGUUGCGCCACAAGAACACCAAGCUUACGAACGAGAACGACUCGCUACGGGCUCGUAUACACAGUUUGGAGCAAGAUAUCCGGGAUGGUGUCGGCGACCGCGCGAGGAGUUUCAUUGAGGAGAUUAAUACUUGGAGGCGACGCUACGACAAAUUGAGUCUCUCAGUCGGUGAGCUACAGAAUAGCCUUGACGUGGCUAACGAUCGGAGUCGACGCCUAGAAGAGGCGUGCGAAUUGCGGGCGCGAAAUGAGAGGAAGGCUAUGAGGGAUGUCGACCGGUACAAGGCCAUCCUGCGUCAGCACGGAUUGCGGUGA
Molecule: messenger RNA, 714 nt
Organism: Diaporthe amygdali
Lineage: Eukaryota; Fungi; Ascomycota; Sordariomycetes; Diaporthales; Diaporthaceae
Exons: 1
Coding region: 1-714 (237 amino acids)
Source: RefSeq, a predicted model, not a curated record